AUCACUACACUUUUGCGUUUUGUGUCCAAACGACCUUUUUAUUUUCAGUUUGCGCUGGCGGCGGCUUAGGUAUGGCCUGAUUUGUGGCAUUCCCUGCACAAUCGUUAACCGUUAUAUGGCCGCACGACUGAAAUUCUAUUCUCUUUUCCUUUCUCCUAUCGCCCAUGUACAUACUGCACAUAAUACUUUUCCGAUCCCUUUAUCCCUUUGAUUUUUGCUGCAUUUCGCAAAGCGUUAACCGAAUUGAACACAUUUACGUUCAUAUAUGGCAUACCUGAAAGACAUAGCGAAGGUAGCAGAUGGUUUGUCUUUGGUUGCCAAAGAGGCUGUUAACCGGCAACUGCGAAGUGACGGCGGUAACAACUUGCAAUCGUUACUUAAGAAGACCCUUCUCUCCGCCACCGACUUAACAGGUCUCACCAAGGGCAAAGUUCGGCAAAUCGACAAGGAGAUCAAUUCAAAUUCUGCUAAUUCGAAUAAACAAAGUGUCGUUUACUUUACUGAUGAUUCUCGCCCUCGACCUCCUCAACCUGAUGAGAAACCUAGCGCCUCUAGUUCUAGUACGUUCACUUCCGAGUCCGAGAUUGUGCCCCAAAUUGAACGCGAUUUAGCGCCGACCGAAGUUUCUGCAGCUGAAUUUUGUGAAUAUGUAGAGUCUCCGCCUCAAGCUGCUGCUGGGACAUCCUGCGAGGUUGAUCCUCAGAAAGAUUUAUCAUUCUCUUCUGAAAGUAAUGCUGCCGAGGCAGUGAGCCCUACUACUCCACAGCCGGUCAUUAAGAGGCAGAGGAAGCCCCGGGAGAGGAAAGUGCCGUCCACUUCUUUCUCUAGAGCGCUUGGGUUUGCGGGCCUUGGAGCUGGUCUUGCUUGGGGUACACUUCAAGAAUCUGCCAAGAGGCUUGUUUUUGGUACACCAAACUUGCAAGGGAAACAAUCUGCUCUAUCCCCCUAUCUAUCUGAGAAAAAUGCAGAACGUCUGGCUCUUGCAUUAUGUAGAAUGCGUGGAGCAGCUUUAAAAUUGGGGCAGAUGUUAAGCAUCCAAGAUGAAUCUGUGGUUCCAGCUCCGAUCUUAGCUGCUUUGGACGUUGUCCGUCAAGGUGCAGAUGUUAUGCCGAGGAGUCAGCUUAAUCAAGUGUUGGGCAGUGAAUUAGGUCAAGAUUGGUCAUCGAAGUUGAAGAGUUUCGAUUAUGAGCCGAUGGCAGCAGCAAGUAUUGGACAGGUCCAUCGGGCUGUUACAAAGGAUGGCAUGGAUGUUGCUAUGAAAAUACAGUACCCAGGUGUUGCUGAUAGCAUUGAGAGUGAUAUUGAUAAUGUGAAGCUUCUAUUAGGUUACACAAAUCUAAUACCAGAAGGGCUGUACCUAGAAAAUGCUAUGAAGGUGGCCAAAGAAGAACUCUCUCGUGAAUGCGACUAUGAGCUGGAAGCGCAGAAUCAAAAAAGAUUUGGCAUUCUAUUAUCUGGCACGAAGGGAUUUUAUGUUCCAGUGGUCAUAGAUGAUUUGUCAAGUAAACGAGUACUGACUUCAGAACUUGUCCCUGGAAUUCCAAUUGACAAGGUGGCGAUACUGGAUCAAGAGACUCGGAACUACGUCGGAAGGAAAUUGCUCGAGCUUACUCUGAUGGAGUUGUUUGUUUUUCGUUUCAUGCAGACCGAUCCUAAUUGGAGCAAUUUCCUCUAUGAUGAGUCUGCAAGAAUAAUCAACCUCAUUGACUUUGGAGCAGCUCGGGACUACCCCAAAAGUUUUGUGGAUGAUUAUUUGAGAAUGGUUUUUGCAUGCGCAAACAAUGACCGGGAAGCAAUAAUAAAGUUGUCUCAGAGGCUCGGUUUCCUCACAGGAGAAGAAUCUGAAAUAAUGAUGGAGACACAUGUCCAGGCAGGUUUUGUUGUGGGGUUGCCAUUUUCAAAGCUUGGAGGCUAUGAUUUUCGAGCUAACAAUAUUACCCAAAGCAUUUCAAAUCUUGGCGCUACGAUGCUGAGGCACAGGCUGACACCACCGCCUGAGGAAGCUUACAGUCUUCACCGUAAGCUUUCUGGAGCUUUCCUUGCUUGCAUAAAGCUCGGGGCUGUUGUGCCGUGCAGGGAACUCUUACUUGAAGUGUACGAGAAAUAUGAGUUUGGCGAAUAUGGUAACGAAAAAUGGGCAAGUGGAUCAGGGUCAUGAUGGAGAUCCUUCUUCCGCGCUGUAACUUGUCCUGCAGGUUCAAGAAUGAGGCAGAAAGUCCUUAAGAACAAGAAAGCCGACUAACAUGGUUUGGAAUGCAAUUAAAUGGCAGUGCCUGCAGCUCUAUUUGUGAUCGCAUUGGCUAUGCCUCCAUUUAGUGCAGUCUAUUUUUACACAAAAUCAUGAGUGACAUACAUCGAUUUAUGGUCCUUCCAGCACAACUUGCUGAAGUUCUGUUCCUGCUUUUCAGGAACUGAGGAAAUUUUUUUCUGAAUAAUACACUUUGAAAGGGGAACAUAUACAAAUGUGAGGUCUAUGGAGUUGCAAUAGGAAACUUUUAAGAGAAUAAGAUUGAAAAAUGUACUGUGUAAUUUUAGGCAUAUCUGUCUUCAAUAAAAACGCUGUUAGUUGAAUUUGCUGAAAAUAGUAUAUAACUUAACUUUGCUUUACAAGAAUACAGAAGCUAUGCCUCGACUCUUA
Molecule: messenger RNA, 2638 nt
Organism: Nicotiana tabacum (common tobacco)
Lineage: Eukaryota; Viridiplantae; Streptophyta; Magnoliopsida; Solanales; Solanaceae
Product: protein ABC transporter 1, mitochondrial
Biological process (GO): ubiquinone biosynthetic process
Source: RefSeq, a predicted model, not a curated record